UAAAGAGGGAGUGCCAGGACAAAGGGCGCGUUUAUUGCCUAGCGCAACAGCUACAUCAAUUCCUAUGACGCUGUAGUUCAUACUUAUGUACAGUCAGAAAAAGUACUGUACGAAGAUGUUCACACUGCUUCUUGUCAGCGCUGGUCUCAUCGCACUUUAUGUACUUCGUAAUUGGUAUCUCAAACGACCAAGAUGUAAAAGCAAUGCCAACUUACAUGGGAAAACUGUAAUCGUCACUGGAUCUAACACAGGCAUUGGGAAAACAACAGCAAUAGAUCUGUCCAGAAGAGGUGCGAGGGUUAUAAUGGCCUGCCGAGAUAAGCAGAGGGCAGAAGCUGCCAUCAGUGACAUCAAGAAGGAGACUGGGAACAAUGAGGUUGUGUUCAUGGAGCUGGACCUUGGAAGCCUACAGUCUGUGCGAUCUUUUGCUGAGACCUUCCUGAAGUCUGAAUUUAGACUCGAUAUUCUUGUCAACAACGCUGGGCUUAUGAAAGGUGGCAAGACAAAGAAUGGCGUGGGAAUGAUCUUUGGCGUUAAUCACCUCGGCCACUUCCUGUUAACUGUGCUGCUGCUGGACCGUCUGAAGGAAUGCGGUCCGAGUCGAGUGGUGACUGUCGCCUCCAAAGCUCAUGAGUAUGGCAAAAUCGAUUUUAACUGCCUGAGUACCCACAAAGACCUGGCUGUUGGAGAAUCUGAAUGGGCUUUGUUUAAGAAGUAUAGUCAUAGCAAGCUGUGUAAUAUGCUCUUCACACACGAGCUUGCCAAAAGACUGGAGGGAACAAAUGUCACCUGCUACAGCUUGUGUCCAGGAGCAGUCAAGACUGAAAUAGGCCGGUAUUCAAGCUUCUUGUGGUGUAUGAUGUCGGCACCUAUCCUUUCGCUCUUCUAUAUGGACGCAGAAUCUGGGGCCCAGACUACACUCUACUGUGCCCUCCAGGAGGGUAUAGAGCCUCUGAGUGGAUGCUACUUCUCUUGCUGUGCAGUACAGAAGGUGAAUGCCGGCGCCAAAGAUGACGCUGUGGCUAAAAAAUUGUGGGAAGUCAGUGAGACACUUUGUGGCAUGUCUUAAUGCAAACACAGAGACCCUGCUUUUCACUGUAUUUAUUAGGGCCAAAACCCUGGUGGGACAAUCCUGAAAAUGUGUUGCUUUUCCUGAUAAUUCUUAACAGAGAUGUAUUCAAGUCCAAUUAAAUGCUGGAAAUCUGUUCCAUUCCGUUACUCUUAAGUGUGGCAGUGGGUGAAAAGUCAAAGUUAUACUGAAAAGAUUAAAUCGAUUGAUUGAAUAUUGAAUAAUAAAAAAAAGCUAGGCAUAUCCUC
Messenger RNA from Oncorhynchus tshawytscha (Chinook salmon), 1317 nucleotides. RefSeq names its product dehydrogenase/reductase SDR family member 13. NCBI's taxonomy places the organism in Eukaryota, Metazoa, Chordata, Actinopteri, Salmoniformes, Salmonidae. Bases 86 to 1069 code for a protein of 327 amino acids. The transcript has 5 exons. The record is from RefSeq and is a predicted model, not a curated record.